AUGACUACCACUGACAUGACUACCACUGACAUGACUACCACUGACAUGACUACCACCGACAUGACUACCACUGACAUGACUACCACCGACAUGACUACCACCGACAUGACUACCACCGACAUGACUACCACUGACAUGACUACCACUGACAUGACUACCACUGACAUGACUACCACUGACAUGACUACCACUGACAUGACUACCACUGACAUGACUACCACUGACAUGACUACCACUGACAUAACUACCACUGACAUGACUACCACUGACAUGACUACCACUGACAUGACUACCACCGACAUAACUACCACUGACAUAACUACCACUGACAUGACUACCACUGACAUGACUACCACCGACAUGACUACCACCGACAUGACUACCACCGACAUGACUACCACUGACAUGACUACCACUGACAUGACUACCACUGACAUGACUACCACUGACAUGACUACCACUGACAUGACUACCACUGACAUGACUACCACUGACAUGACUACCACUGACAUAACUACCACUGACAUGACUACCACUGACAUGACUACCACUGACAUGACUACCACCGACAUAACUACCACUGACAUAACUACCACUGACAUGACUACCACUGACAUGACUACCACCGACAUGACUACCACCGACAUGACUACCACCGACAUGACUACCACUGACAUGACUACCACUGACAUGACUACCACUGACAUGACUACCACCCACAUAACUACCACUGACAUAACUACCACUGACAUGACUACCACUGACAUGACUACCACUGACAUGACUACCACUGACAUAACUACCACUGACAUAACUACCACCGACAUGACUACCACCGACAUGACUACCACUGACAUGACUACCACUGACAUGACUACCACUGACAUGACUACCACCGACAUAACUACCACCGACAUAACUACCACUGACAUGACUACCACCGACAUGACUACCACUGACAUGACUACCACCGACAUGACUACCACUGACAUGACUACCACUGACAUGACUACCACUGACAUGACUACCACUGACAUGACUACCACUGACAUGACUACCACUGACAUGACUACCACCGACAUGACUACCACCGACAUGACUACCACUGACAUGACUACCACUGACAUGACUACCACUGACAUGACUACCACUGACAUGACUACCACUGACAUGACUACCACCGACAUGACUACCACCGACAUGACUACCACUGACAUGACUACCACUGACAUGACUACCACUGACAUGACUACCACUGACAUGACUACCACUGACAUGACUACCACUGACAUGACUACCACCGACAUGACUACCACUGACAUGACUACCACCGACAUGACUACCACUGACAUGACUACCACUGACAUGACUACCACUGACAUGACUACCACUGACAUGACUACCACUGACAUGACUACCACCGACAUGACUACCACCGACAUGACUACCACUGACAUGACUACCACUGACAUGACUACCACUGACAUGACUACCACUGACAUGACUACCACUGACAUGACUACCACUGACAUGACAACAGAG
This is a messenger RNA of Procambarus clarkii (red swamp crayfish), 1542 nucleotides long. The record is from RefSeq and is a predicted model, not a curated record. NCBI's taxonomy places the organism in Eukaryota, Metazoa, Arthropoda, Malacostraca, Decapoda, Cambaridae.